Cyanidioschyzon merolae strain 10D is the source of this 1701-nucleotide messenger RNA. RefSeq lists its product as hypothetical. NCBI's taxonomy places the organism in Eukaryota, Rhodophyta, Bangiophyceae, Cyanidiales, Cyanidiaceae. Bases 1 to 1701 code for a protein of 566 amino acids. The record is from RefSeq and is a predicted model, not a curated record. The transcript has a single exon.
AUGGUAGACCGUAGGAUAGCUAAUUCAGGCCAGGUGAGGGGCCUCUCUUCUUCACUUGAGAGCACUGGUUGGAAAGCGCUUUCGAAGAGAAAACUUUGUUUGGUUAUUUUCAUUCUGCUUCCCCUGCUUAACAUAGUACAGACACGAAUUUACUCUCGGGAGCAAGCGCACCACGUACCCGCGGCAAAGUCGCCGAGACAUCACGACCUGUUGUCGCUAAGAGAAAUACUGCAUCUUCUUGAAAAACAUGAAAAAGAAAUCCAUGAGAAACAUAGAGCAUCACGCGACACGGUAACCGUCGUUCUGAACGUGUUCCUUCGACCGGGAGCAUUCCGUCGCGUCCUCGAUGGAAUCGGAAGUCAGACUGCUCUGCAAAGCAUCACUCAUGUAAACGUUCUUGCCUUGGGGUCCCCAUUCGUCCAUCAGUAUGGGAAGCUUCUUGAAGAGUACCGCAAGACUGCGAGUUGGACAUCGGAGGUUUCUAUUUCCCUCGUGACAUCGGAGCCGACUUUCAACCCCGGUUAUUUUGGACGUUUUCUGCUGUCGAUGAAUCUGAAUACAACUUUCACGCUCAUUUUAGAUGAUGACGUUGUGCUGGGAGCGCGAUACCUGGAGCUGUGUCUGCGUUGGGCCCGCUCUAUCGACAAACAUGCUGUGCUUGGCCAGCGCGGGGCGCGAUAUUACAGAAACGAACUUCGAAAGCGCUCAUUGUUUGGCCUUGGCAAGCGCCUUUCUCCGAAUAAAUAUCAUGAUUUUUUCGGGGAACACGGCCUACUGCGGGACACUGAUGUGCUCUUCUCCGCUUGGUUCUUGCGGACGAAGUGGAUUCUCAAGAUGUUCGCGGAGGAGCCCCUCACCUGGGCCACCGCCGAGGAUAUCCAUUUAGGUAUGUUGCUUCGUCAGCGCUUCGGCAUAAGAAUGGUCGCCUUACCGGUAGAUCCCCAGUUGCCAGAAUUUCGACUCAAUCAUGACCAAUCCCUGGAAAUAACGAACCGUUCUUGGUCGGACGAGAAUACAGCACUGGUUCGCCUUCGUGAUGCAGCGGUGGAUAUGUGGCUUUCGAGAGAGCUUCAUGGUCAACUUUUGAAUCCACUGCUAUACUCCUGGACCAGAAAAGAUGUUUUUUGGUACAGCAUGCCUGUGAAACGAGGUGCAGGAGCGCUAUCUGCCUACUCGUCAUCCCAACGGAAGAAUCGCAGCGGACGCCUACAUGUUCUGUGGCGUCCCUUUGCCUGCAAACGGCUUCGUUUCGCUCCGAACGAUUCUGUCCCAAUGAUAUCGCUGCCAUACUGUCGCCGCUUACGCUACCGACGACCUCGUAUCGGCAUUGCAAAGUCAUACUUCGGGCUCUGGAAUAGCGGUUAUUUAGCGGACUGCAUGUUCUGGGGUGAUCGAAAUGGGGCUUCAUACCAUGAGUUUCUGGGCUAUACCCUCGAUAUUCGAGGCCAAGAUGAAUGGAUCCUAGACGGGAUUUUGUAUGGAAAUACCUACGGCCGCGUUCGGCUCUGGGAUGUCCGCCGGAACGCACUGAUCAUCGAUGAAUAUCUCGAACAGAACGUAACCCUGCGACUGAAGCGCGUUACAGUUGUGCCACCGACGACCAUUAUAGCCCUCUUUUCAGAACGUCUGGAUGACGGUGUACGAGCAGCACAGCGGAAAUUGUUUGAUGAAAUUCGAAUCUUACCGAAGGAUGGCACGUAA